Haliotis rufescens (red abalone) is the source of this 2660-nucleotide messenger RNA. Its product is annotated as rab proteins geranylgeranyltransferase component A 1-like. Gene Ontology annotation, cellular component: nucleus; cytoplasm; cytosol. The record is from RefSeq and is a predicted model, not a curated record. NCBI's taxonomy places the organism in Eukaryota, Metazoa, Mollusca, Gastropoda, Lepetellida, Haliotidae. Gene Ontology annotation, biological process: protein geranylgeranylation; intracellular protein transport; small GTPase-mediated signal transduction. Bases 186 to 2201 code for a protein of 671 amino acids. The transcript is spliced from 2 exons. Gene Ontology annotation, molecular function: GDP-dissociation inhibitor activity.
UACAAACGCUGUGUCAGAGCUCAAAAGCAUACUCCUACUCCUCCAGUUCCGGUUUCGAUGACACAAAAUCCUAAUUCCGUUUAAUGACGAUCAACCCAAGUGACAUGGUACAUUUUGUCAUGUUCUAGUAAAUUAAUCAACGUGGCCACGUCGUGCAGGACAGUCGAGGAUAAAACCUGCGGAAAAUGGCUUCUGAUCUCCCAUCUGAGUUUGAUGUGGUCGUCCUAGGAACAGGACUACCGGAAAGUAUUCUAGCAGCAGCAUUUUCACGUAAUGGUUAUAAAGUCCUGCAUAUCGAUAGAAAUGAUUUCUACAGUGGCGCUUGGGCAUCGUUUAACACGGGAGGUAUUGAAAAAUGGAAAGUACGAAAUGAGACAGCUGAGCCAGGGAAUGAGAAGCAGGACAACAAGAAAUCACCAGAGCUGAAAGAUGGUGAGAGGGUCAUGUCGAUGCCUGGCUUUCCAGCAGAUAAAAGCAAGAUCAGAGUACAAUAUCAUGUUGCUGAAGAAAUCGACAUCCCAGAGGAGAGUGUUGCAGCGGAGUCAGGUGGUGAUGAAGAAACCAGCGCUCCCCCAGAACAACUUCCCCAAUCUGAUGCUGAAGGUGAAGGUCAGUUUGAUGACAAGAAAGAGGAACAGCGGACGGAAACAUCUGAAGAGCAGGAGCAGGUUGAGAAGAAAGAGGCCAAGCCAACCCAGAAAAUUUGGACAGCAAAUGAAAUAAAGAACAACUGGCGGAGAUUCAACCUUGACCUUGCCCCUAAAGUUUUGUACUGCAGCGGCCAGAUGGUGGAGUUGCUGAUAGUCUCUGAUGUUGCUAAAUAUUGUGAGUUCAGGACUGUCAGUAGAAUGCUAACUCUCCUCAAUGGACAAUUGGAGAAAGUGCCAUGUUCGCGGGCAGAUGUUUUCAGUAGCAAGAAGGUGUCGAUGUUGGAGAAACGGUUGCUCAUGAAGUUUCUCACGUUCUGUGCUGAACAUGAUAAAUACCCUGAUCACUAUCAAGACUAUGUCGGAAAACCCUUUUUGGAAUUUUUGAAAUUCAAGAAGCUGACGCCAAACACUCAUCACUUUGUUUAUCACUCCAUUGCUAUGGCAACAGAGGCAACUACAACAGAACAAGGAUUGAAGAAAACUCAGCACUUCUUACAGUCCCUUGGUCGCUAUGGCAACACAGCAUUCCUGUUUCCUUUAUAUGGUAGUGGAGAAAUACCACAAGGCUUCUGUCGUCUGUGUGCCGUAUUUGGUGGUGUGUACUGCCUGCAGAUGUCGGCCACUGAUAUCAUAAUAGACCAGGACAACAAAUGCUGUGCAAUACACACAACAGAGGGACAAAGGAUUGAAUGCAAGCAUCUUAUCCUUGGGCCAUCCUACACUCCAGAGACGCUGAAGGACAGCGCUUCUGAUUCCAAAAUCUCUCGUGCCAUUUUGAUAACUAACAAGUCCGUUCUGCCAUCAGAAAAUCAAGAACUUUCCAUGUUGCACCUCCCCUCGGAAGACGAUCCAUCCCGACCGAUCACCAUUUUAGAACUACCACCAUCGUCCAUGGUUUGUCCGAGGGAUUCGUUCGUUGUACAUGUUACUCGUACAGGAAGUGGUGACCCUGAAGCUGAUCUUUCGCCCAUCAUCCAAACCUUAUUUGGAGGCUCGGAGCAGACCGAUGACAAACCAUGUAUCUUGUGGUCGUUGUUUUACAGCCAGGACGAUCAAUCGGAUGUGACUCCUUCAAGUUCGACUCCCUCGAAUGUCUACCUUCUGCCUGGCCCUGGGAUAGAGAUUGAUAUGGAUGAUAUUGUUCUCCAUGCCAGGAAAAUAUGGGAGAAGAUUUGUCCUGAUGAAGAGUUUCUUCCCAAACCUCCCAACCCUGAAGACAUCAUCUACGUGGAUGAUGCAGAGACGAAAGUGGGCGAGGGAACAGAGAAUGCCUUUGAAGAUGUUGACGAGAAGACCAAAUCUGAGGAAGAGGCUCCAGAAGGGACAAAGUCUGAGGACGGGGAUAAGAUGACGGAGGAAGAGCCCGAGGUUAAGUCUGAGGAAGAGGGUAAGGUGGACACAAAGUCCGAGGAAGUGUCGAGUGAUGAGGGGAAGGUUGCCACAGGUGUCGAGAACAAAGUGGCCUCAGGUGACCAGGUCAAGGAGCAGCAAGAGAGUGGUCAAACGGAACUGGAUUUGUGCAAUAAGCUAGAAAAGACCAAUGUCAGUUAGUUACACUGAAGGUAACACAGGUGGCUCAGUGUCUAGGACACCACAAGUUAAUGUUUUUGUGGGUUCAAAUCCCAGAUUCACCCUGAUUGUUUUAGGUUUGUCAGCACCAAAAUCUCGUCAUGGGUUUCACCAAGGUAACAAACAUCUAAGACCUGCAUCACUUCGGACUUUAAGUUGACACACUGUUAUAUAACUGAAAUGCUGUUCAAAGCGGCAUUUAACCAUAUUCACUCACUCACUAAUUCCACGAUUAUAAUAAUAGAUUAACAUCAGUGAAGCUAACUGGGGUGAGUGAAUUUUGGUUUAAUACUAUUGUCGGCAGUAUUUCAACUAUACCACAGCUCAAGUUGGCCUGCAAUAUGUUGUGUUUGGUGCAGACAAACCAUUUGGGUAUUACUUCAUACAUGAUUAGUAUUACAGCCAGGACAAAACUCAGAUAUGGUGUAUUCAGAUCAAACA